Messenger RNA from Homarus americanus (American lobster), 4818 nucleotides. RefSeq names its product smoothened homolog (gene smo). Gene Ontology annotation, molecular function: patched binding; transmembrane signaling receptor activity. Gene Ontology annotation, cellular component: plasma membrane; dendrite; cilium. The transcript is spliced from 15 exons. Lineage: Eukaryota; Metazoa; Arthropoda; Malacostraca; Decapoda; Nephropidae. Bases 118 to 3240 code for a protein of 1040 amino acids. Gene Ontology annotation, biological process: positive regulation of smoothened signaling pathway; central nervous system development; smoothened signaling pathway. The record is from RefSeq and is a predicted model, not a curated record.
ACAAGAACGAUGUGUGUGGUCCGCUUCUCAGUCAAAAAGAAAUCUGAGUCACGGAUGUGGGUAUUGACUAUUUGGAGCUUGAGAUGCGUUAACAACAUGCUGAAUUGAUUAAGGAUCAUGGGUUUGCCUACAGUGAGUAUUCUUAUUCUCCUGAGUGCUGAGGUUGUACUCACUGAAGAUAAGAUAUACACUAGUACGGCAUCUCCUGCCCAUUCCAUUUCGCCACGUGCCACCACAACAGAUGGUCCUAGACAGGCAUGGGAUGGAGCGGCACCAUCCCCAUCUGCUGCCAGAAAUGCCCCACAAAAUGUUAGUAAUUCGGAUGAUGCUGUGAAUCACAUAUUUCCAGUUGAGGCAUUUGCAUUUUCUCCAGAUGGAAGUUUUACUGCCAGUUUUAAUGAAAGCCAAAAUGUUGACCAGUGUCACCGGACUGCUCAGUGCGAAGUCUUGGAGGAAACCACAUGUCUGGGAGUACAGCUGCCAUACACACACACGUCCCUGGCACUCACUGGCUUAUCAAACCAACGUCUUGCCAGGGAGCAGUUGGAGUUGUGGUCAUCACUACGUAAUAUUCCUCGAUGCUGGGCUGUAGUACAACCAUUACUCUGUGCCAUCUUUUUCCCACGCUGUGAUAAUAAUUCACUGGAGUUGCCUUCACAGGAGAUGUGUGUCAUCACUCGAGGUCCCUGUCGACUAGUGGAAUAUGAGCGAGGGUGGCCGGAGUUUCUCGUGUGUCGUAGGGACUAUUCACAUAAAUGUAAAAACAGUGUGAGAGAACUGAAAUUUAACACAACAGGACAAUGUGCUCCACCACUAGUGGCCACAGAGGAGGAAUCCUCUUGGUAUGAGGGAGUGAAGGGCUGUGGUGUCCAGUGUGCCAAUCCAAUAUUCACAGCUGAGGAACAUGAAGAUCUUCACCACUUUGUGGCUACGCUUGGAGGAGUCUGCCUGGCAUUAACAGCUCUCACAGUACUGACGUACUUGAUAGACUGGCGUGCUGCAAAUAAGUAUCCAGUGCUGAUUAUUUUCUACAUCAAUGGCUGUUUCUUAAUUGCAAGCAUUGGUUUCAUCGUUCAAUUUCACCCAGGAGUUCGUAAUGACCUCACCUGUCGAUCAGAUGGAACUCUGCGUCAAGGUGAACCCAGCUCUGGUGGGAACCUGUCAUGUGUAGUGGUGUUUGUGUGCAUCUAUUAUUUCAUGGUGGCUGGUGGCUUAUGGCUUAUCAUCCUAGCAUACUCCCUCCACACCAGCUUCAAGUCUUAUGCAGCAGGGCUGUGUGGUGACGAAUUAGAACGACGAGCAGCGUACUUUCACCUCGUGUCUUGGUCUUUGCCUCUUGUCCUGACCAUUACCAUCAUGGCUCUGGCUGAAGUUGAGGCAGAUUCUGUUGCAGGAGUCUGCUUUUUAUCCUCAGCCAUUCACAUACGAAUAGGAUUUCUUCUGUUGCCCAUAAUUAUCAUUGUUCUUAUUGGUGGAUUCUUCCUUGUACGGGGAAUGAUAAAAUUAAUAUACCUCAAGAUGGAUUGUUUCAAUAUAAUCAGUGACAGUGCUAACAGCAAGAUAGUGGAAACCAUCAUUAGACUUGCCAUCAUCACCAUCACAUUAGUAACCUUCACAGGUAUCACCAUCUACUGUCACAUCUACCAGUACAGGAACCAGCACCUUUGGGACAAGGCGCUACGUGACUAUAUUAUGUGUGUGUCAAACAUGACAGCAGCUGCCCAGUUCAGCAGCAGGUCAUCAGUUUGCACCAUAGCAGAGCGUCCAAGUAUCAAUAUCUAUAAACUUCACUUGCUGGCUCUUUUUGGUGCUGGCAUCAUUAUGUCUUCAUGGUGCUGGACUCCCAACACCCUACAAGCCUGGAAGCGUUUUCUCAGGAGAGUUGCAGGAGUUCCAACAGAGGAACCUCUACGCCUAGCUCGGCACAGAGUAAUAGCUCAGGCCUUUGCCAAACGCCACGACCUCAACACUGCUGGUCGACUCUCAAUCAGUCUACACUCCAUACAUGAUGAUCCUCUUGGGUUAAACUUUGACAUGAAUAGUGCAACCUCUGGGGAUCUGUCCUCUGCGUGGGCCACUGCCAUCCCUCACCUCAUGACAAGACGUGGGGCUCUUGUAGGCUCGGCUGCCCUGGGGUUAAGAAGAAAUUCUGUUGAUUCAGAAUAUAGUGUAAGCAGAAGAUUUUCCAUAGAAUCUGGGUACAACAACCGCAGUUCACGACGUCAUUCUCUAGACUCACAGAUGUCGUUUCAUGUGUCUGAUGCCGAAAGGUUGGCAGCAUUACACACGGCUGCCAGGUUUGGCCGUCGAAAGAGGCGCGAUUGGUUUAGUCUUAAGCGAGGCCGGCGAGUUAAUGCUUGGGACAGACGGGGAUCCAAUACCUCUGAUGAUAGUAAUCUUGGCUCAAUGAUCCUGCCUGCUAUUACAAUGAACCAAGAUACAUUAUUCACGAACAUGAUGAAACGUCUUAACUUGAGUUCUGACGAGCCAACCCGUUCUGAGAGAGCUGCACCAUCAGCCCCACCAGCCAAGUCCAUGAACCUCAAUGUUACUCUUCCUGGUCAGACUACACUGGAGAGUGAGGAUGACGUGGGAACAGAAAAUCAUGGGUAUGCUGAUAAUGACUCAAUUGCUCACACUGUCUUGAAUAAUGUUCUAAAGAGUGCAGAUCUGAAGAGGCAGGAGGAUAACUAUGUUAGGGCAGUAACAGCACUUGAAGAUGGUUUGUUAUCAUCCGGUCAAAUACGUGCCUGUAGCAGACGAGGGAAUGUUGAUGUUGGUUCACACAUAACCAGCAUGAGUGUAGGUGUUCAAGCAUCCUUGGCAAAUGACAGUAUAAAAGCUGUCAUGGUGGAUAAAUCUGUCCAAGUAUCAACACCACUACUAAUGAGGGCCAGUCAGGUGUCUCGAGUGCAUUCUCCACUCGCCAGUGACAGCAGUCCCACUCAUACCUAUAGAGCCCAAGAAAACAAAAAGAAAAUAAAUGAAACAAGCUUCUCCAAUCGAAGGAAGCUUUUGAAUAAUGACCGACCAGGUACACCAGUUACUAGGUUGCCAAAGAAGAUUAAUGUCAGUGGAGAUAAAACACUUACAAACAAUAAAAAUGUCAGCUCCAGUCAUGGGUCACAUAAACGUAAUGGUGGCAGCAAGACAGUAAAUAGUGGAGGACGGAGAAGAAAAAGUAAAGGAGAGUGUGCUGAAGUUAUGACUGUUUUAGAUAUUGGAGAUGAGAGUGAUUGAGCAAUACAAAUAGAAUGUAAGAAAAGUUGAGUGAAUGUAUGUUUGUACACUGACCAAAUAGAAUUGAUAUAUUUUUAAAAAGGUAUUAAAACAAUUUAAAAAAUACUUCUCUUUCUUACCGAUUAAUAAGAGAAUGAGAAUGGUAGUAAUUAUGGAAUUGUAUUUUUCUAUUUUUUUAAAUUUGGAUUUCUCAGGUAGCAUUUAACCAUUAUGAAUGUUUUAUUUGUUUCAGGUCUAUAGUCUUCCAGGAUCAGAAUUACCUCUGUUUGAUGAUUGAUGUGAGGAUAGUUUUACAGUUAACGAUUAUUUACAUGUAAUUCUUGUAUUUUAUAGUGUGUGUGUGUGUUAACUCUUUUAUUAAACAUGUCAUUGGAAAAGAAAUAAUACUUUGAUAUACAUAUAAGUAGUAUUGUUAUUGGCAGAAUUUUAUGUUUUUUAUGUAUGGAUGUGUAUUAUGUGCCAAUUUUUUUAUAAAAACGAGUCGGCCUUUUACCCAGUGCAGGAGGAUGCCUUAUCUUAUGACAAUGCCCAUGUGUAAACUUGUGUUCCUACACAGUAAAAGUCUGCCCAAUAUGAGAGGAUGCAUGUUUCAUACGACAUUAUUUAUGUCAAAAUGAAUCCCCUCCUAGUGCAUACAUUUUAUAUUGGCCAUGAGGCCACGUACACACACUUCAUACAGUCAAAGACUAUCACAUAAUUAGGCAUGGAAAGGUCACAAAUAACUCAGGAAAAUUGGAGGAAAACUUUCUGUUUUAAGGAUGAAUUAAUAUCGGCUUUCAUCAGCUAGAUAAAGUAUUCUUAGAGUUAUGUCAAUCCUACUUGAUUUGUGGAGACUUAAGGGGUCACCAAAAUAUGUUUGCUUUAGUGGGACCAAAACACUGCUGAGAAAAGUAAAAUAAUUGCAUGUUGCUUCAGUGAGAUCUGGUGUGUGUGAAUACUGUACUUGUAUAUAACAACUUGCUAGUGAGAGGUAUUAGAGAAGGUACAAGAGGACUCUAGUGAUAGGUGUGUUAUAUGUACUGUACAUAGAAAAUAGUAUUAAACAUCACAAGCCUUACAUUUAGAACUUCUUCAAGAGCCAAAAGUGGCUGGUGAAAGUUUAGGAGUGGCUGCCCUUAUUGAUGGCAAGAGAACCUUCCCACAUGAAAGAAAGGAUGUGCAGUAUGCAUGAGAUGUGUGAUGUUGUAUGGCAGUGAAACAUGGACAGUUAACCCUUAAGCCUCGGGUUAGGGUGCCGCUGGCAGUACUCCCCACGUUGGGGUAAAUCGAGAAAAAUAUAAACUUUUCCAAAAAUAAUUUUUAACCUUUUUAAAUGAUAAAAGCAAAAACUAAAAUAACUAAGAAAAACUCUAUAUUGACCCUCUAGAAACUUCCCUGGCAGUGCUGAGGGAUAUAAGAGGACAAUGUUGUUUUGACAGCUGAGCUCGUGGUCACCUACGCACUUACCAGCUAUUUUUAGCUUGCCUUUGUGUCCGAGAUGGCCAAUAAUGCAUAUAUUUACUGAUCAUAAUACUUAUUUGCUAUAAAUAAUUAAUUUAGAAUAUUUUAUUUGCAUUAUUUUUCAUAAAAAGUGCUUGG